Molecule: messenger RNA, 1935 nt
Organism: Rhinocladiella mackenziei CBS 650.93
Lineage: Eukaryota; Fungi; Ascomycota; Eurotiomycetes; Chaetothyriales; Herpotrichiellaceae
Exons: 1
Coding region: 1-1935 (644 amino acids)
Biological process (GO): homocysteine metabolic process
Cellular component (GO): cytosol
Molecular function (GO): flavin adenine dinucleotide binding; FMN binding; [methionine synthase] reductase (NADPH) activity
Source: RefSeq, a predicted model, not a curated record
AUGCAGUCCGCACCCUCAAUUACUAUGGCGCAGUCUGUGCCCCUCGCCGCCAAUCCACGCCCCAGUGAUCCUAUACCGGAAGAACCUGCCCGCACGAGAAAGCUCUCUCUCAGUGCCUCACAAUUCAGCAAGUCCCCCUUGUCCGCCAUCACCACGGGCGAAUAUUCCGACGAGGCUUCGAGUGUGGAUACCGCACCCACCACCCCCGCGACAGACAAUCUAUCCGAUGACUCCCUCGACGAGCUACCAGAUCGGACCCCUCUGAACCCUCAAGCCAGGAAAAGACGCGCUUCCACAUUGUUAGUAUCUCAGGACUCCGAGGAUGCAAGACGCUUUCUGGGCGAAAGAGGCACGGCCACUGCCAUGAUUCAGAAGGCUUGUUGUGGUGGAGGCUGUUGCAUGUUACAAGAGUUGAAGAUGAAAGGAGCCUCACGGGGGGAAAAGCCCAUAAAAAUCCCCCAAAACCCUGCCUACCAAAGUUUGGAUAUCAGGUUGGGCCAUUUGAGCCUGGACAGUGAACUGUCCGGAACGGUCGACUUACCGUCAAAGACGGUCUCGUUCGAAUCGUUGUCAACUUCACCCUCCCGCUCAUAUGGAGAACCUCGGAAACAGCAGCAACCCGAAGUUCUGAAGCAUCCUCCGUCAUUUGUCACGCCGCACCCGCCCUACGAAGUGUUUUCGGCCCCUCUCGUCCAUGCUCGCGAAUUAACAAAACCCGGUGCGGAGAAGAGAACAUAUCAUUUCGACAUUGACGUGACAGAUUAUCCUAAGGAGAGUGGAGAUGUCGAUUUUGUGGUGGGCGGUGCUAUCGGUGUCUGCGCCCCGAAUUCAUCUGUCCUGGUCGACCAAGUCUGUGACUUGCUGGGAGUUCCUAAUUUUGUCCGAGACAAGCCGAUAUUGUUGAAGACGACCACAGGAAGAUGGCCAACAAUUUGGGGGGAAGUGGCACCCCGAGAGCUUGUCACCACCCGGAGAGAGCUCUUAACAUGGUGUUCGGACAUCCAGAGCUAUCCACCCACGAAGCAACUCUUCCGCCUCCUGGCCGAACAUGCCGAAGACGAAAAUGAGAAGAAGAUUUUGAUGUUUCUGUCUUCAGCACAAGGCCAGGCAGCGUUCUGUGACCUUCGAACGGGCCCUUAUGUCACCAUCCCACAACUUUUGAAUGCUUUCCCUUCCUCUCGACCCCCUUUGGAUUAUCUUUUGUCGGUUCUCAAUACUCUCAUGCCUCGAUUCUAUUCGCUUUCGCAGGACCCAACGAUCUCUUGCCGAAGAGAUGGCUCCAUUUGUCGCAGGUUGAUUGAAAUCGCGGUAACGGUACACGAAGCCGACGAUUAUGCGACCGGUAAGCGAACGGGAGUGGGGUCGGGAUUCCUCGAGAGACUAGCGCGACAAGCGAUCGAAGCCGAGAAGGAAGGCAAAAACCCCCGCGAUUUGGAUCUACGAAUCCCCAUAUUCAGAGGGUUGAUGGCCAAUCCACUCGCCCGGGAGUUUGUCACGGAUGGACCUAUGCUCUUGAUUGGGGCGGGCGUUGGUAUUGCGCCAUUCCGAGGCUUCGUCCAUCGAAGGCUCAAGUCGGCCAACUGCGCGAACAAAGUUUGGGUUCUCCAAGGAGUGCGUGACAGUCUCCUGGAUGAGCUGUACUCCGGAGACUGGGGUGUGCAUGAAGAUAAAGUCAAAAAGGUGGUCCAAUCCCGACGAGGACAAGGCCAGUACGUGCAGGAAGAAGUACGUGCCCAAGCGGACUUGGUCUGGUUUAUUAUCAACGCGGUCGACGGAAGAAUCUUUGUGUGUGGCAGUUCCAAAGGCAUGGGCGAGGGCGUCGAGGCCGCACUCGUCGAUGUCGUCAUGGCCAAGGCCAAAUUGAAUCUCGAAGAGGCCCAAGCCUUCUGGGAGGAGAAGAAGAAAUCGGGUCAAUAUAUUGCCGAGACCUGGUAA